AUAACCCAGAAAUCUGUGUAAAUCUUGUAUGCAUACUUGAGAGCAGCAGCAUGAUUCAACCAGGCUUCAAAACAGUGUGUAUGUUCUGUGCUCUCCUUGUGAGCAGCAGUGCCCAGCCUACUCCAGGCCCGUCAGCAGAAGCUGGCUCACAGAUUGGAGCGCCCGCUCCAGGACCAGCGAGCUCGAGGGUCCAGACCCGUGACCUGACGCAGUCGCCUUUCUCACGUGUGGCAUUGUGCGCUCCAUUCACAGUUCUUGUGCAGCCAUCAGAAGGGUAUGAGGUCACAAUUGACGCCGACGAGGCCGUGAAAGAGGCUAUCACUACCCUUAUUGAUGGCGACACGCUCCUUCUGGAGUCCAAUGCCUUCACGACAACAAACCCCAUCAAGGUCACCGUUGGCCUACCAGCUACUGCACUGUUCGCUGUUACAGCUCGCGGCACUUUUCCCGCGAUCGUAGCACCAGGAUUUACAACACCGAAGCUCACAAUCAAUGCUCAAGGGACGUCACAGCUCAACGUGCUAGGGAUAGACACGGGAAUGCUGACUCUUGUGAAUUCGGGGACUGGAUCAUCCGUGGUGACAGGCAACAUCACGAGUGCCGUUAUGAAGAAUACAGGCACAGGAAACAUUUAUGUCUCCGGCGUAAACACAAGCGCAACCAUCACAUCUUCAGGGACGGGGGAUCAGUACGUGCUUGCUGCAAACGGCAAUGUGCAGCUGACAGGAAGCUCCACUGGGCUUGGCAAAGUGAUCUACAACCAAGGAGUCUGCAACGUUGGGGGUCAGUCCUGGGUGUUUGGACCGACCUGUAGGCAGGUGCAAUUCUCCAUGCCUGACACCUCACUGUCGUGGAGCUGCGGCAUCCAGAACACUGGCAGGGCGGCCUGCAGCGGAGGUUCUGGCUCGGUCAUCACUGUCAGCAACUGCCCAGCCUCCCCGGUGACCUACCCGGCAGGGGUGGGCCAAGUCAGCUCUUACAGCCUGGUUGACAGCAAGAUCGGGAGCGUCCUAGGCCUGGACACCAACACCGCGCCUGCGCAGGCCGGUGCAGCCGCCUCAGGGGCAGCGCCAAACACUCCUUUGACGGUGAACGGCCUCGCAAACGGCGUGAAUAAUGCUGGGACAGGCAAUGGGCAGGGGAAUGGAGAGGGCAACAGUGGGGCUGGCAAUGGGAACCAGAACGGCAACAACAACUCAGGGAGCUUGAACGGCAAUGGCAAUGGGAUCGGGAAUGUGGGGAAUGGCAACGGAGUCAACAAUGGCAAUGGGAAUACCAACUCGCAAGGCUGAUUUGGUAACUGCCUCAAGAAUAGGCUCGGCUCCCUAGGCAUCUGAGUCAGAUGAUCUGACAAGCAAGAUUGAAUUCUAUUGGAACUCAAACGAUAAGUUCAGGCCCUGCUGUGCCAGGGCAAUCUGACUGCAUUCAUCUUCUUGCCUUGACUUGCUCUGCGCUGGUGCUACUGAAAAGCUAGUGAUAAAAGUUUUAUUAAUCCGACUGUUGUCAUCAAGAGACCAUACACCAUUUGGUGUGUACCUGUUUGUUUUGUGAAGCACUAAGAGCAUUAUCAUGUUGUGCACUUUUGAUGGAGCUGCUUGACUGGCCUGCUCCCCAAUGUACUGUAGGUUGCCUUCUUUGACCUGGCUUGUUCAGAGAGUAAAGAUAUGCGCCUUUUUGCCCCAAUUCAUUGCAGAUGUGGAACCUGAUCAUAUCACAAGAUCACAAGCGAUCUUUUGGAAUACACCAAAUUCUUGAGUCUGUGCUGCACACAGACACUUCAAGACAAUGUAAUAGUACAUUGAGCUGC
This is a messenger RNA of Coccomyxa subellipsoidea C-169, 1807 nucleotides long. RefSeq lists its product as hypothetical. The transcript is spliced from 5 exons. The record is from RefSeq and is a predicted model, not a curated record. Bases 51 to 1292 code for a protein of 413 amino acids. Lineage: Eukaryota; Viridiplantae; Chlorophyta; Trebouxiophyceae; Coccomyxaceae.